This is a messenger RNA of Cadophora gregata, 2770 nucleotides long. RefSeq lists its product as uncharacterized. The transcript has 7 exons. Lineage: Eukaryota; Fungi; Ascomycota; Leotiomycetes; Helotiales; Ploettnerulaceae. The coding region runs from base 773 to 2593 and encodes 606 amino acids. The record is from RefSeq and is a predicted model, not a curated record.
CCCCCCUCCCCCUUUUCGAAAUAUAUCCAAUCACGAAGACAUCUCUGCUGCAUCUCUGGGGCCCAUGCACUCCAAGCUCCAGAUGUCUUUCCAGAACCUAUGAGGAGUCGACCGAACGAAUCGAGAUUCGAGGUGUCACAUUUGCUGCUGAACUCUGCCAGAGUCCACCCAACUCAGCAGAUGCAGAUGCAUGGGCUACUUGAUAGCAAGGAGAAAUAAUAGCGAAGUUACUGCGCUAAAGUAAUUUACCACUAAAUGCUCAUGGAUCUUACACUUCUCGGCCACUGUUCAAUUCUCCGAAUCUCUUCAACACCUCCCGGAUGAUCGGACGAAGCCCACGGCGACUAGGGCCUCUGUUCAACCUGGCUGUAAAAACCCUGAACACAAAUCGUCCCCAUCCAUACCGGACUUCCCACAACUGUUAGGGUCAAAGUUUACAUGAUUGGCCUACUUCAACAAGCGUCACGAUACUUGCGCCACGCUGCGUCUGGCCACCUGGGGAGCUUCUCGAUUACAUGGGUUCGGUUGGCGCUACCCUGCCUUUGAAUGCUUAAGCGUCCCUUCCACAUACUUUCACUGUGUCCAAACAUGCUUCUCGUCCGAAAGUGUUGUAGGGCAGGUGUAACCUUUCAGGAACGUAAGUCAUGUCGGGGGGCGCUUUCUAUAUAUGGUCUGCCUUCCUUCCUCGUCGUCUCAUUUACUCUCUGUCUGUUCAACAGCGUCCACCUUCCGUUCUUUACCUUCGUUACUUUCCAACUUGAGCCCCAAUUAGAUGAGAUGCCCUUUUAACAUCGUCAUGUUGAACCUCAAAUCCUUGACUGUUGCUUCGGCAGCACUUACACUCUUUUCCGGUGUCAAUGCUGGGCUUUACCCUGUAAAGCGUAACGAGGAGCCACCUCAGCCCUCUUGCACUGAUUUCACUCCUUUUAAAUACGCUGGAUGCUUUGUUGAUAACGGUAGCCCCCGUACCCUGUUAUAUACCGGGCCCAGAAACCAGAACCAAACCGUGCAGGACUGCGUCGCCUUCUGCAAAGGGAAUGACUAUCAGUAUGCUGGACUUGAAUAUGGCGAGGAGUGCUUCUGUGGUGCUUCAGUCAACAAUAUUCAAGCGGAUGAGGCCGACUGUGACUUCUCCUGUGCAGGGGAUGACUCCGAGAUCUGUGGAGGGUUCAAUCGUGUCAGCAUCUACCAAGAUCCUACCUUUCCGGUUGCCGAUUACACUACAGUCUCCGAUUAUGUCAAAUCAGGCUGUUAUAGCGAGGGUUCCAUGGGUCGCUCCCUGGCUUGGAGACAGGAUCAGGUCGUUGCCGCUACAAUGACCGUGGAGGGCUGUCUUAAAGCUUGCAAGGCCGGUGGUUACUCAUUUGCAGGCCUCGAGUUUGCUUCUGAGUGCUAUUGUGGUGUUGUGUUGGGAAAUGGAACCUUGCCGCUCGACAGCAGCAAAUGUGACAUGCCUUGCAACGGAGACUCUACUAAAACCUGUGGUGGUCGGGGAACACUUGAUCUUUACGUCGCCAAGGAUUUGGAGUCCACAGAGCCAUGUGAGGGAGGAUCGUCAUCAUCUUCCAGCUCUGUCUCUCCUCCAACGUCUACCUCAUCCAGUUCAAGCAGCACCCAGCCACCAACUACGACUUCGACUUCUUCUAGAUCUUCAUCAAUUUCAUCCACUACCAAGACUUCAUCAUCGACAUCUUCAUCGCCAACAUCUACAACGAAGCUGCCAUCAUCGUCCUCAACCCCUCCCACAACCACAACGUCCAAGCCAGCUUCGCUUUGCACAUCAACUACAACUAUUUCACCAACCCCGACUUGUGAGUACAAAUGCGGCAAAUGGUGCUCGAACCCCAUCCCAAAGUUUACCGACAAGAACUCGUGCUGGUCUGCAUUCUCGUCAUGCACUGUUCAAGUCGCGUCCUGCUUCUUGAAUGCUGGUUUCCCAGAGAGCAUGAACUGCUUCGAAUUCUCCAGCUGGUGUACUUCAAUUUCGUCCUACUGUAACGGCUACUGCCCAGGAAACAACUGCUCGAAGGAUAACUGCAAGUCAAAAUAUCCACCCUCUGGCCCGCCCCUUCAGCCUCCAGCGGUAUCCACGACAGUCUACCCUUGUCCAGUCUCAACUGCUAAGCCAAGCACUACAUCUUCCACAGCAUCUCCUACGACUUGUGUACCUAUCCCAACGGAUACGAACAUUUGCAAGCAACCACAUAACCCUGGUAAAGGAUACAGCUCCUCAGCUCCUGUUGGAAAUAUUGGGCUCCCAUGCUUGACUUGCAACAACAUCUACUCCGACUACAAGGCUGGAUAUCCUUUCAAGCUUUACACUUCACCCCAAUCCAAGAACUGCCCUUCAUACCCCCGGGGCGGUAACAACGGCCCAACGCAAGCAUGCAAGGAUGCUUGUGACAGUCAAUACAGGAGCUGUAUCGAUACAUAUGCUCAAGGAUGCAAGAAUAACCGACGCAACAACCGCCGAGGGGACAAUUACGAUACCGCCACUCAGAAAUGUAAGAGCCAAUGGUGGGAUUGCUACAAAUGGAACAACGACGUUCAGCCUGGAAACAGGUGCGGCAAGUGGAACUCGGGAUGGUCAUAGACGGGUGAUGAGCGCUCCCAUCUAGAGUCCAUUUCCUUACUCGUUCUAAUAAUCUUUGUGACUACUUUUCGUUCAUAAUGUUUUUACCUUAGUAUUUAGUUCUGUGGUAGAUGCUACAAGCCGUGGAGAGGAAUGAUAGCCAGUUGAAAGUAGCUGAAAUAAAAUAGUCUUGUAAUU